CCUAUAAAUUCCCCACCACUCUCCCUCUCCCUCCCCAUCAUCCACAAACUCCCCUAAAAAUUUCCCCCCCAAAAUACACCACCACCCGAAUUAAUUAAAAUCGCGCCCAAUUAAUCAUUUAAUCCAUCCCCACGAAACCCACCACCAUGAGCUUCUCGUCGUCGAUGAGCAAGCAGCAGGUGCUCGAAGUCGCCGGCGACGAGGUCGGCGGCGGCGGCGGCGAGGAGGUCAUGGAGCUCAUCCCCGGCCUCCCCGAGGAGGUCGCCGAGAAGUGCCUCCUCCACCUGCCGUUCCUCUACCACCGCCUCUUCCGCACCGUCUCCUCCACCUGGAACCGCUUCCUCACCGUCUCCCCGGCCAAGUUCCCGUCCGCGGCCGCGGCGUCGGUGUCGCUGUCGCUGCCGUUCCUGUUUGCGUUUGCGUUCGACCCGGCCUCCCGGCGGCUCCAGUGCCAGGCGCUCGACCCGUUCUCGAGGAGGUGGUUGCUGCUGCCGCCCGUGCCCGGUGGCGCCGCCGCGGCUGGGUCGUUCGCGGUGGUGGGGUUACCACGCCGAGGUGAGAUCUAUGUGAUUGGGGGCGUGGUGGAAGGCGGCGACAAGGCCGUGAGGAGCGUCGCGGUGUACAGCGCGGCGAGGAACGGGUGGGAGGAGGCGGCGGGGAUGGGCACGGCGAGGGGGUACAUGGCGGCGGGGGAGGUGGGGGGGAGGUUGGUGGUGGCCGGGGAGGACGGGGAGGCGGAGGUGUUCGACCCGGAGGAAGGGAGGUGGGCCCCCGCGGCGGCCCGGCGUGGCGCGGCCGUGGCGAGGUACGACGCCGCGGCGUCGGGGGGGAAGCUGUACGUGACGGAAGGGUGGGCGUGGCCGUUCGAGCGGGCGCCGCGCGGCGCGGUGUACGACGCGGCGUCGGACUCGUGGUCGGAGAUGGCGCGCGGGAUGCGGGAAGGGUGGACGGGCUCCUGCGCCGUCGCCGGCGGCCGGAUGUACAUCGUGGCGGAGUACGGCGAGUGGAGGCUGAAGCGGUACGACGAGCCGCGGGACGAGUGGAGGAUGGUCGCCGGGAGCGGGGUGCCCCCCGAGGUGAGGCGCCCCCACGUCGUCUCCGGCGAGGUCGAGGAGGUCGGCAGCGGCGGCAGGCGGCGGAUAUACGUGGUGGGCGCCGGCCUCGACGUCGCCAUAGGCACGGUCUCCCCUUCUCCGGCCAUCCACGGCGGCGACGACGAGAGGGUGGACUGGGAGGUCGUCAAGGGCCCCGCCGAGUUCGCCGGCCUCGCCCCGUGCAACGCUCAGGUCCUCUACGCCUGAACUCCCCGCCGCCGCCGCUGCCGCUCGCCGGUGGCGCGUCGCAUCGCCGGGGACCCCGCUUUUUCCGGGCCCACCUGUCAGUGAGACCCCUCCACCCACGCGGGCCCACCUGGCAGAAGCACGUGACGAUGCUUCCCGCUGCUCACUGCUGACGCCCAUCCACGGGCGAAAUCACACAGGCACUGCCUUGGCACGGGACCCACCUGUCAGUGACUCCGAAUCGGGGGCUAAAUGGUCUUUUCACCCCCGCUGUCCAUCUCUGCAUCUCAAUUCUAUCUUGUCAGAGGAGCAGAGGACGGAGGAAUGGAGCGUGCGUCUCUGUAAAACUUAAAUACCACCCAUAUUUAAUUAAUUACUCCUACUAGCAGUAGUAUUAGAUUCUUCAUGUACCACUAGUAUAUUUGCAAAUAUUUGCACGAGGUUUUGAACAAACGAGAAAAAAGUGGUGAAGAUCGAUGACGUCGACAGCACUACUGAAUGAAUGAACAAAGUGGGGAAAAAGAAAAGAAAAAUAAUUCAAACCCCAUUUCAUUUCGUUCACUAAGGCAAAGUACUUACCAAUAAGAUGGUGAAGAAAGAAUGUUUUGUUCCCAGCCACUGCGGAAUUGUCAUA
This is a messenger RNA of Oryza sativa Japonica Group (Japanese rice), 1914 nucleotides long. RefSeq names its product F-box protein AFR. Lineage: Eukaryota; Viridiplantae; Streptophyta; Magnoliopsida; Poales; Poaceae. The record is from RefSeq and is a predicted model, not a curated record. Gene Ontology annotation, molecular function: protein binding.